Messenger RNA from Penicillium lagena, 1095 nucleotides. Its product is annotated as F-box domain protein. The record is from RefSeq and is a predicted model, not a curated record. Bases 1 to 1095 code for a protein of 364 amino acids. The transcript has a single exon. Lineage: Eukaryota; Fungi; Ascomycota; Eurotiomycetes; Eurotiales; Aspergillaceae.
AUGUCCGCCUCAGCAUCAGCAUCGUCCCUUGGCCUCCUUCCCAACGAGCUGCUGGACCUGAUUCUCUCUGAACUGUCUACCGAGCCGCCCUCCGCGCGGAAGCUACAUCAUCCGCCGAGCCUCGAGCUCACCCAGUCUCGCACCAAGGACCUGAAACAUCUGGCCCAGAGCUCGUCGGCCUUGCUGGACUUCGUGCGUCCCUGGCUCUUUCGCCAUGCACGGCUGGAUUUGUGCGAAGAACCGGCGUUUCGCUCGUUCGUGACUAACUCCGGAUUGAAUCGAUAUGUGACCUCCAUUGUAGUGAUCGGGAUCGACUCGCCGGAUCACCGAGCCGAUCCACGCUGGUGGCGAAGCGUGAUUCAAUACAUCGACCCCGUUCGGUUCACCGUGCUGGCGCCGCCCGCGUUUAUGGGCAAGACGCUCGGCACUCCGAUCAUGGAUGGCGACAGCUGGGCAUUUGAUAUCCCACUGCAGGUCCUGCAAUUGGAAUGUGACCGAUCGACCGACGUCCCAGACUCGGGUUCACAAUCUAGCCUGUUGCCGCUGCGGCCGUGGAACUCGUUAUCCUUCAACGAGUCCUCCUCGCUCAGAGCAUACAACCACUACGAGUACUUCCAGUUCCAAACACCUUCUGUGCUGGGGGAAUGGGGAGGCACCCGGCAUGUCCCGCUGACAUCUGGACAAGACCUGUUUGUCCCGCAGUCGCUGCGUGGCCUAACCGCAUUCUCGUAUACGGCAGUGUUCCCGUUCUAUAACCAUGUUCGCCUCGUGCUGGAUGCAUUAGCCCUGAUGCCGAACCUACGCUCUUUGAGUAUGCAGCUGGGUCCGGAGGAGGGCAAUACAAUCACCGAGACCGAGCAGCGGGGUUCAAUGGACCCCAGUGAUCCGUGGAUGGAGCUUGAGACGUCGUAUUCCCUAAUCGGCCACGCUGUGAAGCACGAUCUCCACGUCUUGGAGGUAUUCAGCACGCGUGAUUUCCAGCUCCAAGCCAUCCGGCCGGAACUGCUGGCCAUCGUGAAUGAACAUCUGGGCAAUGACUCAGGGUGGGUGCACGAUGGUCGAGGGAUGUGGAUGCGGGGAGGAGACCACGCAUAA